CACACUCACUCGAAUCGUACUCCCUACUCUCUCGCCAAGUUCAAUUUCUUUCUCCGUCUCUGUCAAUGAGUUAUCCGAUUUUCAUCUCCGACGAUGAUGCUUCUCCUCCACCUCCAUUCCCAUCCAACAAGAGGCCUCGAAAGAAUCCUCCCACCCCUACCAUCGAUACCGAAGCUUCUUCUUCUCCUCUGCUCGUCGACGACGAUGUCGUCACUGUCGUCAAAUGUCCCCUUGGUUCCGCAUCUGGCUCCUCUUCGCGGCGCCGUGAAGAAAUUUUAUCCGGAGUGAUAUCUCUUGACUCGGAUUCUGAAGACACUCCUGGAGCAGGAGCUGAGACUUCGAACAAGUAUGGGCCCACCAUACUUGUUGAUUCUUUGGAGCAGCCUUGUCGAUUGGAACCUCUUAUCAGUGAUUCAGAUUCUGAUAAUAGUACUGAUUGGUUGCGGGGACCCAGUUCUCAAUCUUCACUUCCCAAAGUUGCUAUUGAGGUCGAUUCUGACCAAGAGAAUGAAGACGUAAGUGUUGAGAAAAUGAGUCGCCAAAAGCAGGCCUCAUGCUCUAAAAGUCCUUCUCUUUCUGGUAACGCAUUGCCAAGAAAGCGGUUGUCAAAGGAUGAGAGAAUCCGUGCCGCAGAGGAAAAGAAGUUAAGGAAAGAACAAGAGAAAUUACAGAGAGCUGCCUCGAAAGCAGAAGAAGCUGAGAAAAGAAAGUUGGACAAGGAAAUGCAGAAACUUGGAAAGGGAAAGCUGGCGAUUAAAUCUAUAGUCGCUGAGAUUGAUCUUCAAUUGAUUGAAGGAGCCCUUGGAGCACCUCUGAUCACACUGUUCGCUGAGAAAUGCAUUACAUACCGUGUAACCUCUAACCCAAUCAAGAGUUCUAUUGUGUGGACAAUGACGACACCUCCGGAGGAUGUUUCUCAGAAGAUUCCAUAUGUUUUACUUGUGUACGAGGCUGAAGAAUUUUGCAAUCUUGUUGCAAAUGAAAGACUUCUAGAAAACGUCUCGAGAGUUCGGGACCAAUACCCAUCUUAUACAGUGUGCUACCUCACAAAUAAAUUGAUUUCAUACGUUGAAAAAAGGGAAAAGAAAGAUUAUAACGUGGGAAAAUCCAAUGGUUGGAAGCGACCUCCUAUUGAUGAGGUGCUUGCAAAGUUAACAACGCACUAUGAUAGAGUGCAUUCCAGGCAUUGUAUAGAUGGGCCUGAGGUGGCUGCACAUGUUGUUGGUUUAACAAGCAGUCUGGCCUCUUGCCACUUCAGGAAAAAGUCAUCUUGGUUAUCAGUAAAGGCUGAAGGUGUUGUAGCCUCCAUGGAUUCUGUUGACAAGCACUUGAUUAAGAAGAGUCCAUGGUUAAAAGCUUUAAUAGCAAUACCAAAGGUGCAGCCAAGAUACGCGGUAGCAGUGGGGAAGAAAUAUCCAACAAUGAAGUCUCUUCUUAAGGUGUAUAUGGAUCCUAACAAAUCGGAACAAGAGAAAGAGUUGCUUCUAAAGGACUUGAAGUUAGAAGGGUUAACAGGAAAAUACACAAACUUAGGAAUAGUUGGUUCUAAGCGGAUAUAUAGAGUUCUCAUGUCUAGGGAUGGAGAACUUAAGACUGAUGAAGUGGCUUCACAGAUUUAUUCUCCACAUGACUUGGACUAGAACUUAGUCAGACAAAAACAGUAGAGUGAUUGUGUCUUGAGAUUAAAUUUUUGUACAUGUAUGCAAGUUACAUAACUUGUAAAAAAAGUUGAUAAUCUCAUAACUUUCUUCUCUA
Brassica rapa (field mustard) is the source of this 1755-nucleotide messenger RNA. RefSeq names its product crossover junction endonuclease EME1A-like. The record is from RefSeq and is a predicted model, not a curated record. Lineage: Eukaryota; Viridiplantae; Streptophyta; Magnoliopsida; Brassicales; Brassicaceae. Gene Ontology annotation, molecular function: DNA binding; nuclease activity. Gene Ontology annotation, biological process: DNA repair. Gene Ontology annotation, cellular component: nucleus; Holliday junction resolvase complex.